GAACUCACUCGGAGAGAGUAUAUAACCCACCACACCACGCAUCUUGAAGCAAUGCGCGUGUGAAGAGUUUUCGAUUGCAAAAAGAAAAAGUAGCGAAGAAACAAAUUCGAUAGCAUAGCAAAAUGGCACUAGCUAAGGCGAAGGAGAUUGUAGCUUCAAAUGCCGUCGUUGUUUUCAGCAAAAGCUAUUGCCCUUUCUGUGUCCAAGUCAAGAAGCUCUUCGCUAAUUUGGGUGUCACUUUCAAAGCCAUUGAACUCGAUACUGAAUCUGAUGGAAGUGAGAUCCAAGCAGCAUUAGGUCAGUGGACUGGUCAGAGGACUGUGCCGAAUGUUUUUAUUGGUGGAAACCACAUUGGCGGCUGUGACACCACAACCAACUUGCACAGCCAGGGUAAGCUGUUACCCCUGUUGACAUCUGCUGGAGCUCUUUCCGGGUCAACCUCGUAAAGAGGAGUUCAAAUUCUGGUUACAUAGUGUAAUAAAAAUACUCGAAUAAGAGGAGUUCAAAUCUCUUAAUACCCUGAAACUUGCGGUUGUUAUGAACUUAAUACCCUGUUAUUCUUGCGUGAUUCUCUUUAAAGUACAACUCCAUUAAAUAAGUCUAUUAAAUUUUGGUUAUUGACAACA
Lathyrus oleraceus (garden pea) is the source of this 626-nucleotide messenger RNA. Its product is annotated as glutaredoxin-C2. The record is from RefSeq and is a predicted model, not a curated record. Gene Ontology annotation, biological process: cellular response to oxidative stress. The transcript has 4 exons. Gene Ontology annotation, cellular component: cytoplasm. NCBI's taxonomy places the organism in Eukaryota, Viridiplantae, Streptophyta, Magnoliopsida, Fabales, Fabaceae. Gene Ontology annotation, molecular function: glutathione disulfide oxidoreductase activity. Bases 123 to 446 code for a protein of 107 amino acids.